AUGGCUCUGAGUCGAGCACUUGUGCAGCGACAAGGCCUUCCAUCUUUCUACAUUGACGAGGGAAACGACCCGCAAUCGAGAAGUGUUGCAGACAUUGCGUUCAAGGUGCCGGGAUGCUUGGAGGCCCUUGCAGAGUUGACGGAUUUCUCAUAUCUGGCUAUAGCGAGGCCGAUAAUUGACGAUGCUUUACAGCUACGAGAACAGCUGCACGGAUAUGGCCUUCACACAUGCAACGCCGUCGACGUAGUGAGUCUCGAGGAAUAUCCGAUCUUUCACACUUGGCUUGGAAACGAGCUCUCAGACAUCUUCCCCACGGUCUACAACUUCGCAAGCAUUGAAGACGCCGGGCUUCAUCAAAUCUACUGGAUGUGUCUUCUCGAACUGGACAGAGCCAUUCUCGAGGUUCUGGCCCUUCUUCCGGACAACAACGAUAACAUUACCCAGGGAUUCAAAUUUGGAGAACUGCGAGUGGAAAUGGAUGAGUGUGCUGAUUCCCUCUGUCAGAGUCUUCCAUUCCUCUCUUCGCCGCAAAUGAAGACUAUUGGACUGAUUGCGACGACAAAGCCGCUCUACUUUGCUAAGAGCAUUAUGAGCGCCGGGAACCGCCCGGGAACGCAGAGAGGAAGGUUGAGUAGUGUUGGCGAGUGGAUCGAAACGUUACUUUGGGAUACAGGUUUCGUAAUCUUGAAGACAUGGGAGUGGUCGACCGAGCCCGGGUUCAACCUGCCCAGCGACCAUCUUUGUCUCGAUUUAUGA
Zasmidium cellare ATCC 36951 is the source of this 756-nucleotide messenger RNA. RefSeq lists its product as uncharacterized. The transcript has 2 exons. NCBI's taxonomy places the organism in Eukaryota, Fungi, Ascomycota, Dothideomycetes, Mycosphaerellales, Mycosphaerellaceae. The coding region runs from base 1 to 756 and encodes 251 amino acids. The record is from RefSeq and is a predicted model, not a curated record.